AUGGUGCGGCGCGAUGCUGGGAACAUGGUGCGGCACGAUGCUGGGAACAUUUUCCUGCACGAUGCUGGAAACAUGGUGAGACGCGAUGCUGGGAAAAUGGUGCGGUGCGAUGCUGGGAACAUGGUGCGUCACUAUGCUAGGAAUAUUGUGAAGCGCGAUGCUGGGAACUUGGUGCAACGCGAUGCUGGGAACAUGGUGCGGCGCAAUGCUGGGAACAUGGUGCGGCGCGAUGCUAGGAACAUGGUGCGGCGUGAUGCUGGGAGCAUUGUGCGGUGCGAUGCUGGGAAUAUGACGCGGCGCGAUGCUGGAAACAUGGUGCAGCGCGAUGCUGGGAACAUGGUGCGGCGCGAUGCUGGGUACACGGUGUGUAACGCUGCUGGGAACAUGGUGCGGCGUGAUGCUGUGAACAUGGGACGGCGCGAUGCUGGGAACAUGGUGCGGCGUGAUGCUGGGAACAUUGUGCGGUGCGAUGCUGGGAAAAUAGUGCGGCGCAAUGCUGGGAACAUUGUGCGGCGCGAUGCUGGGAACAUGGUGCGGCGCGAUGCUGGGAACAUGCUGGCCGAGCAAGCGAAGCUGCGCGCCUCGUGCGAGCAGCUGGUCGCCACGCCGUGUCUGCGAGCUUGCAGCUGUGGAGCGCGGGGUCCAGUCUCCCGCCCUUAG
This is a messenger RNA of Bacillus rossius redtenbacheri, 660 nucleotides long. RefSeq names its product circumsporozoite protein-like. The coding region runs from base 1 to 660 and encodes 219 amino acids. NCBI's taxonomy places the organism in Eukaryota, Metazoa, Arthropoda, Insecta, Phasmatodea, Bacillidae. The transcript has 2 exons. The record is from RefSeq and is a predicted model, not a curated record.